Molecule: messenger RNA, 2138 nt
Organism: Phoenix dactylifera (date palm)
Lineage: Eukaryota; Viridiplantae; Streptophyta; Magnoliopsida; Arecales; Arecaceae
Source: RefSeq, a predicted model, not a curated record
UAGUUGCGUCCUCCAUCAAUAAAAAGUGCUCAGUCUCCAACACCUGUCUUCGCAUGGAUGAUAUUUUUCAGGCUGCCUCGAGCUCUGCUCGACUGGCCGCCAGAUCUGCAGUGAUUCGUCCCCGUGGCAAUAAUCAACCGCGAAUUACUCCUGAUCACAAGGCCCAUUUCUGCACUGUCGCUAUUGCCAAAUGUACUACCGUCGCAGUUCACUUUAAAAUGGUCGGAGAGCAGGGGCUUGGAAGUGACGAGGACCAUCCCGAGCGCAAGAAAUCCCAUGGUAAUUUGCAUAAUACAAGCUGCCAACUUGCCAUUAACGUGCCUUGCACAAUUUUUGUAGACAGCUUAGAUAACGCUAGGGUUUCCUCCGGAGCGCCGGCUUUGGUCAGAUAAUUAAUUUCUUCUCGGGGCUUCGCAUAAUAAAGGUUUGUGACGGUAAAGAUUAGGUGGCGGCGGCGGUUGUUCUUCGCAUUUCUCCCCCACUCCCAUCUCUCCGCUUGGGAAUCGGUGGCCAUGGUGAAGUAUUCGAGAGAGCCAGAAAACCCCACCAAGGCUGCCAAGGCCAUGGGCCGAGACUUGAGGGUUCACUUCAAGAAUACCCGAGAAACAGCUCAUGCAAUUAGAAAGUUGCCUCUGGCCAAGGCAAAAAGGUAUCUUGAAGAUGUAAUAGCUCACAAACAGGCCAUUCCCUUUCGAAGGUUUUGUAGUGGAGUUGGCCGUACAUCUCAAGCUAAGUCCCGCCAUGCUAAUGGUCAGGGGCGCUGGCCUGUGAAGUUUGCUAGAUUUAUAUUAGACUUGCUUAAGAAUGCUGAGAGCAAUGCAGAUGUUAAAGGUUUGGAUGUGGAUGCACUUUACAUUUCCCACAUUCAGGUCAAUCAAGCGCAGAAGCAGAGGCGCCGAACAUACCGUGCCCAUGGACAAAUCAAUCUUAAGUCCAGUUCUUGGGUUAAAUUGAAAUUUUUUUGAUGCUUUAUUUGGCUAACCACUGAAAAAUAUUCAUUCUGGCAGCUUAUAUGUCAUCACCAUGUCAUAUUGAAUUGAUAUUGUCUGAAAAGGAAGAGCCAGUCAAAAAAGAGGCAGAGACUCAGCUGGCUCCUAGAAAGCCGAAGAAAGCUCAGGCUUAACUAAUUCGUUUAUCUUGAGGAUUGGAGAAGAAAUAGUUUGAGUAUUUUGUGACCCAGUUUAAUGUGUUAUUUUAUUGUAGUGCCGUAUAUGUUCUUUGGAAUUAUUUUGCACAUUUAUGCCUCUUUGUUUGUUUGAGCUUAGCAUUUAAGACCGUUGCAUGCCUUGUUUACUAGGAGCCUUUGUGUCAGAAUUCUGGAGAUGCGAGUAAAAUAUCCAGGGAUAUGGAAUUAGGCAAGGCAAGCUUGGUAUUGGAAUUUGGGUCAAGGAAUUUUAACUAGAUGACAAGUACUGAUCAACGUUGCAGAAGGCUGAUCAAAUGUUAUGGAUCAGGGUUGUAAAUGUUAUCAUUUGGACGGGUCUGCAACCUGAAUCCUUUUUAACCCCAGCCAGUUCCUGGGCCUCCAGGUCGAUGCUAAGUUAUGUCAGAACUCAGAGGAAAAACUUAACAUAGUUUUCAGUCGCUCUUCAUUCACUUUUCCGGAAACUAGCACCUGUCCACAAGAUGAAAGAGUAAAAUCAGAAUAAAAUCAGAUAUGACUUAUGAGGGCAUGAUUUUGAAAGCUCAUACUAGGGACUGGGAUAUUAAUCAGUUUGAAACCAUUAUUUUUUGAAAGCUCAGAUAUUAAAGCCGCAUGAAUGGAUGAAUUUGAAACCAGCCUUCAGAACUUCUUUUCUUAUUAUUUCCUUGUUUUGUUUUUUGUUUUUUUGAUGCUACUAUCUCCUUUUUCAGAUUAUAACGUUGAGAACAUGAUGAGCGAACCAUGAAUGCAAUAAUUUCACGGCAGAAGAGUUUUAAAAACUCGGGUGAGAUAGGUGGUUGUUGUGGUUUUAUCAAAAAGCCAUGUAAUAUCCUGUUAUAUUUACAUAAACUUUCUGGCUGUCAAGAGCUAGUUAUAAAAUGACCAAGAGCUAAUUAUAGAAUGGCAGUCAAAUGAAGGCCUUAAAUCUGUUUAACCAAUUAUCAAAUAGUUGAUGUGACCACUAUAUCUGUGUGCCACCUAUAGAGGGGACUCC